CCCGGGCCGCCCCCGGGGCGGGGCGGGCGCUGCCUUGGCAGCCGCCGGGACGCCGCGCGCGCCGGCCGCAACCCCGCGCGCGGCGGCGGCGGUCUUUGGCGGCGCCAUGCUGGGCGCCAGGGGGCCCUUCCUGCGCGCCCGGCCCGAGCGGGCCGUGGGCCCUGCCGCCGGCCGCCCGGGGCCGGCACCCGCCGCGCCCCCCCCCUCCACUCCCCCCCCCUCCUCCUCCUCGGCGGGGCCCGAGGAGCGGCGGCGGCGGCGGCGGCGGGUGGCCCCGCCGGGCAGGGGCGCCGCGGCGGCCGCGGCGGGGGAGGAGCAGCUGCUCAGGGGCAUCUUCGAGAUCGGCCGGAGGAGCUGCGACGUGGUGCUGAGCGCCCGGCGGCUGCGCUGGAGCCCCAUCCUGCCCGAGAGCCCCGCAGGUGAUUCUGUUACAGGCUUACAGGUUAAAGAGGAAAUUAUUGAAAUGAAAGAUGUCUUUUCAGUAAAACUGAAACGUCGUCGUUUCGUUGGACAGAAAAAAGGUGGCACUUUGUUGGGUAUCACAAUUUUUAAAUGCUUGAAUAAAGAAGAAAAGAAACUGACGGACUGUGCUGUCCAUUUACAUAACUUUAGCGAAGAUCAUUGCCAUUCAUGGUUUAGAUGUCUGAAGGAAAUUGUGAAUGGUUUUCAGAACAGACCAAAAUCCUUAAAAGUUUUUGUUAAUCCAAGCAGCCACAAAAGAGAAGCUACUCAUGUUUAUUAUGAACAAGUUGCGCCUCUUUUUAAGCUUGCAGACAUCAAAACGGAUGUCACGGUAACUGAAUAUGAAGGACAUGCUCUUUCAGUACUUAAAGAAUGUGAACUCCGGGCAUUUGAUGGGGUAGUUUGUGUUGGUGGAGAUGGAUCUGUCAGUGAAGUUGCUCAUGGUCUACUCCUUAAAGCCCAGAUAGAUGCUGGAAAAGACACAGACUACAUACGCAUGCCUGUGAGAGCACCGCUUCCUCUUGGAGUAAUACCAGCAGGUACUACUAAUAUUUUGGCCCACACGCUCUAUGGUAUUAAGCACCCAGUGACUGCAACGCUGCACAUUAUAAUGGGACAUGUUCAACCACUUGAUGUCUGCACUUUUAGUACUCCAAGCAAGCUUUUACGUUUUGGGUUCUCAGCUAUGUUUGGCUUUGGUGCAAGGACUCUAGCUUUGGCUGAAAAGCACCGUUGGAUGCCGUCUAAUCAGCGGAAGGAUUUUGCUUUUAUCAAAACACUGGCAAAUCUCAGGCCAGAGGAAUGUGAACUAUCAUUUCUGCCUCUACAGAUUUCACAAGAAGAUUCUCAUGAGAAUGACAGAAGGAAGAAAGAGACAAUUAAAAAAAACGGCAGCAAGGAUCAAUGGUGCAAGAUCCAGGGUCACUUCCUGAAUGUGAGCAUUAUGGCAAUCCCUUGUCUGUGUUCAAUGGCACCAAGAGGCUUGGCACCUAAUACGAGGUUGAAUAAUGGAAGCAUGGCUCUUAUUGUUGUACAAAAUACUUCUCGUUCAGAGUUUAUUAAACACCUGAAAAGAUACGCCAGUGCAAAAAAUCAGUUCAAUUUUCCCUUUGUUGAGACCUACACAGUUGAAGAAGUAAAAGUACAACCAAGACUUAAAAGUGCGUUUGAUACCAAAGAUGACACAUAUCUGAAUACCACUUCUGCAGAAGGAACUUACCCUUGGAAUAUAGAUGGAGACUUAAUGGAAGAAGCAUCUGAAGUUCAUAUUCGGGUACAUCCUCAACUUAUUGAUCUCUAUGGAGUGAACGUUGAUGAACUGGAGGGUUCCAAAGCAACGUGUAAUUGUAUAUAGAAGGAAUGCACAGCUUUUUAUGCUGCAGGUUUUGCAUUAAAUAAACCUUUUUUCAUCUAUAGGCAUAUCUUUUUAAGAUUCCAGUCUUUCACUCACUGAAUUCAGUGGUUGUAGCAGACGCUUAAUUGGGAUGUUUGUAAUACUUCUGGUUUUAAAUAAAUAUUUUUAUCAGGUUAUAUUUAACUGUAAAGAAUCUGUCUAGGUAUAAAAAGAAAAAAUAUAUUGGUCUCUAUUUUAUGAAUUUGGAGUUCUAAAAGUGUACAUCAGAAUAAAAUAAUAUUUUUUAUUAAAAAUUAUUUUACCUACUGCAAUAAAUACAAGAUACUACUUAGUCUGCUGCUGCUAUCCAUGUUGUCAGGUAACUCAGCUUAUUUAAACAGAGCUAGUUAGCAGAAACUAAAAAGGCAACCAGUGGCAAAAUACUUCUAUUUUUUGAUCAAGUACUUCGAUUUCCAAGUAUCAUUAUUUUUUAUGCUAAUAUACUUACUUUCAGCCCACUUCUAGUCAAACAGUAAUAAAUGUAUAUGCUGAUGUCUUCUACUGUUUUUCUUUGAAAUGUAUUCAAAAGACUACUGUUUUUACAAAACAUUUUAAAGUAUUUAAUGUAUCCUAGAACUCAAGUGAUAUUCAGCAUAGUUUCUGUUGUUGCUAAGAAUAAAGUUGUGCUAAGUAUGAUCAAAUCAGUUUUUAUAACUGCCUUACAGGACGUAAACUUCAUGUUUAUAAGUGAUUUUUUGGGUAAUUUCUUAAUUAUUUGAGAUACCUGUACAGGUGACCACUCUGCUUUUUCUGGGAACAGGCUUUCUCUGAGAUGGAAAUGCAAUACAUUGACAAGAUUCAGUCCACAGGACCAGAGGGGUAAUGAAUGUAGUUCUAUUUACUUGUCUUUGAAUUACUGCUCAAAAGAAGGCUAACAAGUAAUAUUAUGAAAGCUGCACUGUCUCAUGACUAACAAGUUGCUUUAAAGCCUUAGUUCAAGUAAACAGUUGAGUAUAAUAUUAAAUCCAUUCCAAUGUCAGACUGUCCUUCUGAGGAAGAAGUUCUUCCUUAUGUCCAGCUGGAACCUCUUGUUUCAACUUAUACCUGUUGUCUAAAUAGUAUUGAGUAGUCUUCAGUUAAACUGUUAUAAUUGAUACUACUUUGAUUCUGUAUCACAUCAGAUAUUUUAAAAAUAUUUAAGGCAAUUCAAACUAAACUUCCUAAGGGUGUCUAAGACGACUAUUCCAGCUACAUGUAAGGGAUUAAACUGUUUUUGUUACAAAAUUGAAAAUUAACAGGGUGAUAAGAACUUGCAGAAGAGGCAGCAUUCCUGUGCUUAAUUUGUGGGGUCUUUUUUAGUAAUGUGAAACUGAGUGAUACUUUAACUUUUUUAUCAGCAGGGCUAUAUACGUUUAUUUUCAUGUCAACCUUACUUAUAAAAACUGAAUUUUGUUUCAUGUUCUAAGAAUAGUCAACCAACAUUUAUAUGUUAAUAAAAUCUGAAUAGAAAAUAUACAAUUUCCAAGUCAACAUUAUCAUAUUUAUUGACUUAGGUAGAACUGUUUCAAAGACAAAUAAAAUGUUUUAGUUUCAUUUCUUUGCAUUGUUUGUAUUAAAAGGAAUUAUAAUGCUUUUUCCAGUAUCUGAGGUAUAUUUUUCACAAGAUGCUAUCAUAUCAAACUAAUUUCUGUUCAAAGAUAUUUUGGUUAAAGUGCAAUAGUUUACAAAAGCCAUCUGGAAAAUAAACUUUUUUGUAUAUAUUUCAUAGA
Messenger RNA from Dromaius novaehollandiae (emu), 3564 nucleotides. RefSeq names its product ceramide kinase like (gene CERKL). Bases 107 to 1816 code for a protein of 569 amino acids. The transcript is spliced from 13 exons. The record is from RefSeq and is a predicted model, not a curated record. Gene Ontology annotation, molecular function: lipid kinase activity. Gene Ontology annotation, biological process: sphingolipid metabolic process; phosphorylation. NCBI's taxonomy places the organism in Eukaryota, Metazoa, Chordata, Aves, Casuariiformes, Dromaiidae.